Molecule: messenger RNA, 2793 nt
Organism: Acanthosepion pharaonis
Lineage: Eukaryota; Metazoa; Mollusca; Cephalopoda; Sepiida; Sepiidae
Source: the annotation of a GenBank genome assembly
AUGAGGAAAUACAAGUGGUACUGUGUAUUAGAAGUAGAGAGAGUGAAAGUUACCCUUCCUCGCAGGUGCUCCACCAAGACAGCACUUUUUGACUUGGGUUACAAUACCUUCCCUCAGCUGUUAAAGCACAUUUGCACACUCCCAUUUUUUUUUCUUAUUCUAUUACUCUGUCCUCUCUCUCUCUGCCCUGCAACUCUUGCCUAUGACUACCUACCUGUCUUCUUUUUUUUCUAUCAUCAUCAUCAUAUCAAGUGUGUUGUUAAGAAAACUCUUCUCUUUCUUCGUCUCUUUUUGUCUCUUCUACUUCUGCCAAAUCCUUUUGACUGGUGUUUUAGCAAUCUAGGCAUGUUGCCAUUGUCAUUUUCUCAGGCCAUAUCCUUCUCCUCUCUCUCCUCCUUGCUCUUUUCCUUCUCUCUCUCUCCUUGCUCUUUUCCUUCUCUCUCUCUCCUUGCUCUUUUCCUUCUCUCUCUCUCCUUGCUCUUUUCCUUCUCUCUCUCUCCUUGCCCUUUUCCUUCUCUCUCUCUCCUUGCCCUUUUCCUUCUCUCUCUCCUUGCCCUUUUCCUUCUCUCUCUCCUUGCCCUUUUCCUUCUCUCUCUCUCUCCUUGCCCUUUUCCUUCUCUCUCUCUCUCCUCUUCGCCCUUCUCUCUCUCUCUCCUCUUCGCCUUGCCCUUCUCCUGUUUCUCCCCCUCCUUGUCUGUUUUACAAAGGAAUUUUAAACAAAAGUUCAUUGCCUUAUUGAGAAGGUUCAAAGUAUCUGAAGAGGCUCUGGAUUCAGAAGCCGACCAUGAAUUAGUGGAUCCGGAUCACAAUCCACCUGAUAUUGAAGAUUUAUUAGAUUUUGAGGAUCUGAGUGACAGUGGACCUGAACUUGAUACCCUCAGUGUUAUUUCUACACCUAAACCUCAAUUAAGACCGUUCUUUACUGCUAGAAGUAAUUUCAAUGAAAUUUCUGAUGUGCCAAAGGGCAGUCCCGUGAAAUGUGUUACUGACGACAACUUGAAGAGAACCGAUUCGGACAGUCAUGCGGAGCACGCCAGUCAGGAUAUUGAAAUCCAUCCUACAUCAUCAACAUCAUCGUAUCAUGAUGGCCAUGUUGCAGAUCAAAGGUCAGAAUUGGCCCCCAACCAAAAGGCGUCUCCUCAGCACAAACCAUCCGCCUUUCCGAGGGAAAGGAGUUUUUCGUACCGAGAAAGGCAGAAAAAGAAGAAUAAGCUUGAAGAUAGACGGAAUAGUACAGGCCAAGUUGAACAAGUGGUUCUAUAUGUAUGCUCCCCUGCUGCAGUGGAAUCUUCCAAGGACACCAGCGCUCCCCGGAAAGUUCUUCUUGACCAGCUAAGUUCUUUGGGAGGCAACUCAGAAGAUAAACUGCCAGAUUGCUUUUUAAUGGUCAACACAGCAGAAUGGCAAGGACAGUUUUUGAUUCAGAAAUGCCAAGAUAAACCACUGAAACUGAUCUCAACUUGCACAGCCGCAGACAUGAAAGCAGUGAUCAGUUUCCUUGUUACCAGAAUUCAAAAAUUUUGCAACAGUAAUUCCAAGAGUCCGUCACCCAUAAAGAUUGGAGUGGCUGGUAAUGAUGGUUAUAUCAAUUCCAUAUUACGUCCUUACGUUGAUCAAUUCUCUGUUAAAUCUCCUGAUUGGCAAAGCUAUGUCAGGUUUCUAGUCAUUCCAUUUGGUGCUAGCUCCAUUGGCAAAUACUUAGCCAAUAUUGAUUCUGUGUAUUGUUCCCUGUUUAUGGAUAAUUCCUGGAGGGAAACAUUUGAAAAGUCUGAAAAUCAAAAAUUAGAUUCUCAAGAAAUUUUCAACCGCAUUUCUAAAUAUUUGAGUAGUGCCAACUACCUUCUCCCUAUUCCGAUUGGAGAAGCAAUGGUCACAUAUAAAGGCAGGAACACAGAUGAAGAAUCAACACAGAUAUUUAUUCCAUUUAUUAGUGAGGUGAAGAUUGGCUCCCCUGAUUAUUUGAAUGCAUCAGUGGACAUUGAUGAAUCCCCUCCAUGUACUACGACCGUGUCAGGUUCCCCACCUUCACAAGCAGGCCCAGUUGAGAAGACCAAAGAGGGACACACACCACCUAAUUCUCCAAAUGUUAGUUUAAUGUCUCCUAGCCAGAGUCAACAAUCAGUUCCAGCAUCAGCUGCCCUCCCUUUUCUCACAGCCACCACCCAAUCGUCUGAGUACAUGGAGUUGCAAGUUGAGUACUGGACACUCACCUCCAAAACAGAAACUGGGGACAAAGACCGCAUUAACAAAAAGGAAUCUAGCAAGUGUUCCUUAAAGACAGCCUUCCGUUCAUUACAUGUGUACCGUCUGCCACCAACACCAAGUGAAACGCCAGUGUCUGCGGGAUUCUGCAUGGGAGUUGUGACCAAAGAAAAGAAACAAAAAAUUAUGCGAAUAGGCAAGAAAUCCAAAGACCCUGAAUCCAAGAGCCAAGUGAUUGAAGGAAUCAGCCGACUUAUUUGUACCUCCAAGAAUCACAAUUACACGCUGAAAGUUGUUGUUGAUGGCGUUGAAUGGACCGGUGUUAAAUUUUUCCAGUUGUCUUCACAAUGGCAGACACACAUCAAGAACUUCCCUGUGGUCAUUUUUUCAUACCAAGAACCUCACAUGUACAGCUCAGCUGUGUAUUCAGUCAGUACCACUUCCGUCGUCAGUAGUUCUCUCUUGUGCCAAUGUCCACCUUCUCUUCCUCUUUCUUUUCCAAAGGAAUAUCCAUAUUCUUCUCCCUUGGCAGACAAAUGGUUUGGCUACUGUAUACUUAUGGAACUUGAGAGAAAGACCAAGUCUCACUGA